GCUAGGAACUAAACCAGUCGACAAUGUAGCUAAUGUUAUAGUACACAUACUACUAGAUAUGUAACGUUAUAUCGACAGGAUGUCAGCUAGCGGAAUGCAUGCCAACCUGUAAUCUCUUAUAGUGCCACAAUAACGACGUAGCUAACUAGCUAGCUAGCUAGUAUCUCGCUUAAACAAUGGCUUUGCUAACGGUAGCUGAGGUUCUUUAGCAUGUUAGCGUUUGUGGCUACAGUAGCAUUACCGUUAGCUAGCCAGACCAGUUAGAAAGUUCCAUAACUAAGGAAGAGAUGUCAGGAAUAAGUGCGGUGACCUCAGCGUUGCCAGCGGCUACAACCCGUACCACCUCCUUCAAGGGCUCCUGCCCCAGCUCGAAGUAUGUGAAGCUGAAUGUGGGCGGGGUGCUCUACUACACCACCAUGCAGACCCUUACCAAGCAGGACACCAUGCUCAAGGCCAUGUUCAGUGGCAGGAUGGAGGUCCUCACAGACAGUGAAGGCUGGAUCCUUAUUGACAGGUGUGGAAAGCACUUUGGGACCAUUCUGAACUACCUGCGUGAUGGUGCUGUACCUCUGCCUGAGAUCCGGAGAGAGGUCGAAGAGCUCCUGGCAGAGGCCAAGUACUACCUGGUGCAGGGGCUAGCUGACGAGUGCCACGCUGCCUUGGAGAAUAAAGAUAUGUAUGAGCCCUUCUGUAAAGUGCCUUUGGUCACGUCCUCAAAGGAAGAACAGAGACUCAUCUCUACCUCCAAGCCCACAGUCAAGCUGUUAUACAACAGGAGCAACAACAAGUACUCUUACACUAGCAACUCCGAUGACAACAUGCUGAAGAACAUUGAGCUGUUUGACAAGCUCUCUCUGCGGUUCAACGGCCGCGUGCUCUUCAUCAAGGACGUGAUCGGGGAUGAGAUCUGCUGCUGGUCGUUCUAUGGGCAGGGCCGUAAGAUCGCUGAGGUUUGCUGCACCUCCAUAGUCUACGCCACAGAGAAGAAACAAACCAAGGUGGAGUUCCCAGAGGCUCGUAUCUAUGAGGAGACCCUUAACAUCCUGCUUUAUGAGUCUCAGGAUGGGCGUGGUCCAGACAACGCUCUACUGGAGGCUACAGGAGGCGCUGCAGGCCGAUCCCAUCAUCUGGACGAGGACGAGGAACGGGAACGCAUCGAGAGGGUGCGCCGCAUCCACAUCAAACGUCCCGAUGACCGCACCCACCACCACCAGUAACUAUACCAGCCAACCAGCAUUAUCAGGAUCCGCAGACCUCACCAGUGACCAUUACCCAUCACUGAGAUCACACUACCGGUAUACCCACAGGUAAUCUCACAUCCUUGACCACAAGCGACUUCUGCGCUUCUGCACCACAGCCACUAAUGAACUGUUGCUUGUCUGAUAUCAUAAGUAGAACAUGCUUUUAAUGUUCUGUCCCAAAUGGCCAUAUCAGUAUUGUCUAAACCGUCAUCUUUUUUUCAGUGGUCAAAAUGUAUUUUACCGCCUUUAUUUCCAUAUGUUUUGUCUUUGUAUAUAUGUAUGUAUGUAUGUAGACAUAUUACUUGUGCCCAGUAGAGAUAUUGUGCCUUAAGUCUGUGGGUGUACGUGCUGCUUACAAUCUUUAUCAUGAUUUACUUUAUCACGUCACUACAACAUUGCUUUGAAGUUCAGGUAUGUGUCACAGUUUAGCUAGUUCAGGUCAAUUGCAUUCAAAGGAUUCUAUACAUUAUGUACAAUGUGGAACAAUACAUUUUCCUACCACAGCAGUUUUAGAUAAAAAAAAUAAAAAAAUACAUAUUCAUUAGUUUGAAUAAGUGAUAUGUAAACUGUAUAACAGCAUUUUAUCUUGUGUUUCGAAAUCGGGUGCUUCUAUUUUCUGUAUGUACUCAUUUCGUCCAGCAGAGGGUGUUAUGUACAAAAACACUGAAAGGUGUGAUAUAUAUUAGGUUGACGUUACCUCUAGAUGGUGAUCUUCGGUCAGUUUUGUAGUUCCCCCACUAAUGAUUAAGGAUUUUUAGAGGGGAAGCUGAUCCUAGAUGUUUGCCUACGGGAACUUAAACCUGAAGCGAUAAGUUACAACCCACCUCUUAAUUGUAAGUGGUAUGAAUAAAGCCACCGUUUCUACCGUAGUCAAGGAUUAAUGAUCUUUUGACAUCAUGUAUGAAAUCUGGUUUUCUUCUGUGUGAUAAAAUGGAUGUCAUUGCUGCCUGUUACAAAAAUUAUUGGAGUGUGACAUGGUUACAAGACGAAACUUGUUUGGAAGAUGGAUCACAGCUGAAGAGACAAAGCAACUCCAGACAUUGCGUAAAAUUGUGACAUUCUUUGCGAUCAUUUCACAAGUACAAGUGACUUUUGCACUGUAUUUAACACAUUUUUCUUACAAUAAAAAAGAUGUUUAUGAAUA
Oncorhynchus masou masou (cherry salmon) is the source of this 2385-nucleotide messenger RNA. RefSeq names its product BTB/POZ domain-containing adapter for CUL3-mediated RhoA degradation protein 3-like. The record is from RefSeq and is a predicted model, not a curated record. Gene Ontology annotation, biological process: negative regulation of Rho protein signal transduction; protein ubiquitination; protein homooligomerization. The transcript has 7 exons. NCBI's taxonomy places the organism in Eukaryota, Metazoa, Chordata, Actinopteri, Salmoniformes, Salmonidae. Gene Ontology annotation, cellular component: Cul3-RING ubiquitin ligase complex. The coding region runs from base 288 to 1217 and encodes 309 amino acids. Gene Ontology annotation, molecular function: ubiquitin-protein transferase activity; protein binding.